This is a messenger RNA of Oncorhynchus kisutch (coho salmon), 2789 nucleotides long. Its product is annotated as chitinase-like protein 4. The record is from RefSeq and is a predicted model, not a curated record. Gene Ontology annotation, biological process: carbohydrate metabolic process. Gene Ontology annotation, cellular component: extracellular region. NCBI's taxonomy places the organism in Eukaryota, Metazoa, Chordata, Actinopteri, Salmoniformes, Salmonidae. The coding region runs from base 984 to 2330 and encodes 448 amino acids. Gene Ontology annotation, molecular function: chitin binding. The transcript is spliced from 10 exons.
GGGUGGAAUUAAUUAUCAGGUAGAACAGAAAACCAGUAGGCUACGGACCUCAUAGUGUAAGGGUUGAAUGCCCCUAGUAAACCCCAAGUAAACAAAAUACAUCAUUAAAUACCUAAAUACUACAUCCGCUGAAGAUUUCCACAGCAGUUCACUUAAUUCUGGCUCUUCAACCUCAUUACUUCUUAAAAUCUAAUAACAAUCCCUUUCCCUCCCAUACUGAAAUAGAACAUGACCACUGUCUCCCCCGACAAUGAUCACACCUAAUACCUUUUGCAGUUACAUUCCCAUGUAGGCUACGGAAUAAAAAAUAAAAGUAAAAUGGGUAUCCAUCGCAUUUUCAACUCUACUGAUGUUUUUCCCACAAAAAAAUGUUGCGUUAUAGCGAGUGUACCCACUCUGGUAUUGGUACGGUGCUCGAGCAUGCUUAAAGCGAGUGUACCCACUCUGGUAUUGGUACGGUGCUCGAGCAUGCUUAAAGCGAGUGUACCCACUCUGGUAUUGGUACGGUGCUCGAGCAUGCUUAAAGCGAGUGUACCCACUCUGGUAUUGGUACGGUGCUCGAGCAUGCUUAAAGCGAGUGUACCCACUCUGGUAUUGGUACGGUGCUCGAGUAUGCAGGGCUCAGAUAGCGGGCUUUUAGCUAGAGCGCACGUAUAGCCUACAGACCUUGACGGUCUCUGGUCCACACUCCAGUCCAGUUGGUGGCGGCAACUGACAUACAAAGUCCACAGAAGAAGGUGCGACGUUUUGAAGAAGUGGUUGAUCAAUAGGCCCAUGUUGUGAUUAGUAGGACUAGCACAGUGUAUUUGUUUCUCCUGGAGGUGAACAUGUAGUAAUGUUUUUCCUAAUUUGAAGUGAGACCUUCGCCGGUGUUAUCCAGACACGGGAGGACAGCUUCACAAGAACAACCUGAGCGAUCAUUUUCCUAGAUCCUACUUUCUUGCCCUGUCAGAUGUAAGUUCCCACCUGGAUGUCAGCACAACAUGAAUGUGGCAGCAGUUUUUGUUUGGUUCAGCCUGGUGGUCACUAAAGCCAUUUGUACUCUGGAAGAGUACCGUCUGGUGUGCUAUGUGAACAGCAGGACCCAGCACCAUCCUGACAUGCUUGCCUUCAGCCUGGACAUGGCUGACCCAUUCCUCUGCACUCAUAUCAUCAUGGCCUACAUGGACCUGGACCAGGACUAUCACAUCACACCCUUCACACAGGAGGACAAGACCCUCUGCAACUCCCUCAACAUGCUCAAAGAGGGGAACCCAGAUCUGAAAACUCUGCUUGCUGUUGGGGGAAGGAACUCUACGGAUACCAGGCUCCUAAAAAUGUCCUCUGACAACACCAGGAGGAAGACGUUUGUCCAGUCUGUUCUAAAACACCUGAGGCAGGAGGGCUUUGAUGGACUGGAUGUGGUGUGGCAACCUCGCUCUGCUUCUAAUGUAGCACAGGGGGGGAAACAUAUAUUCACUAAUCUGCUCAAGGAGUUGCGUGGAGGAAUUCAGGAGGAGGCUCGUGUCUCAGGGAUUGAGGCCCUGCUCCUCUCCACAGCAGUGUCCGGCCUGGAGGACUAUGCCAGAGAGGCCUACGAUGCACAUAGCUUCCCCCAGUAUGUUGACUUCAUCACCUUGGUGACCUCUGACCUCCAUGGGCCACUGGAGGGAAUGUCAGGUCACAUCAGUCCAUUGUUCAGCCGGAAGCAUCCAGCUAUGGACACACCUCAGAGAGAAGUUCUCACUACAAACCAAGUGCAGUACUGGCUCUCUCAGGGAGUGGAUUCCCAGAAGCUGACUCUGGGGUUCCCUGCCUACUCACCUGUACCCCUAAUCCUGGGGAACGAGAUAAAUUAUGACAAGGAAGACACAGAGCUACAAGAGGACGCAGCGGAAUAUACUGAGACUGAUACUACUGUACGUGUUAUGGCCUACCAUGAGGUGUGUCAGUACCUCAAAAGUGGGGCGGUGGUGACAUUUGAUAAGAGCAAGAAGCUGAUACAGGCACAUGAAUACGAUCACUGGCUGAACUUUGAAUAUAUAGAUAUCCUGAGGGAGAAGAUGAGAGCGCUGCAGCGUCAGGAGCUGGGUGGAGCCAUGGUGUGGUCUCUGGAUCUGGACGACUUCACGGGGAUGCUGUGUGGCAAAGGUCGCUUCCCGUUCACCAGACUGCUCAAAGCGUCGCUUCUCAGGGAUAAGGGGCCACGACAUCAUAAACGCCACCACCGCUCACGCCACCGUCAUCACCAUCGCCAUCCACAUCGUCAUGGUGGUUUCCUUUCCCGUGACAGCCAUCGCACUGGUUACCAUGUCCAUUGUCACCGUCACCUUGACCGCCACAACAUUUAAUCACACAGUGGAGUGUGACUGUAGCAUAACUCACUACACUGGCAAGACUCAACAUACCAUCCCUGGGGCGGCAGGUAGUGUAGUGGUCAGAGCAUUGGACUAGUAACCGAAAGGUUGCAAGAUCGAAUCCCCGAGCUGACGAGGUAAAAAUCUGUCGUUCUGCCCCUGAACAAGGCAGUAACCCACUGUUCCUAGGAAAAUAAGAAUUUGUUCUUAACUGACUUGCCUAGUUAAAGGUAAAAUAAAAAAAAUCCCUGCAAGAAUAUAUUAGCAUAUGUUUUUUUAUAUGGUAGAUCAGGUUGGACUGUUUGUUGGCUCUGUGAGUGAUUUCUGUCAUGGUAUAUUAGAGAUGAGGCUCUAGAUUUUAAAACUCUGUCGUUAAUUGUAUUGUUUUAUGACAAAUUUUACUGCUUUACAAAUAAUAAAAUGAAUGGCUCCAUUUCCAUGGCCUAAUAUAAA